GACUUUCAAAACUCAACUUGAUGUUAUUUAAGAAGAAUUAAGUGGAUGGGACUGGCAAGCUUUGUUGGGCUGAAUGGCCUGUUCUCGUCUGGAUUGUUUUAAUGUUCUAAUGUUUACAUUUGUUUCUAUUUAUGAGUUUAUUCAUUAAUUUAUUUUUUCUUUGUCCAGGUGCACGUCAGACCAUAAAAUCCCUAGAGUCCAGAAUGAAUCAAAGUAAUUUGAUGGUGCAAGAAUUCAUCAUGAUUGGUUUUCCAGGAAUUCAGGACAGAUCCAGCAAAAAUAUUCUUUUUGGUGUCCUGCUUCUGGUGUACAUUUGUAUUGUUCUUGGUAAUCUUCUCAUAAUGCUUGCCUUUCUGACUGACCAGACCAUGCACACCCCCAUGUACAUGCUGAUAUGUACCCUUGCUUUGUUAGAUCUGAUGAGCUCCACCACGACAGUUCCUAAACUGCUGGCUGUUCUGAGCUCAGACUGCGGUGUGAUUUCCAUCACCGCCUGUUUCACUCAGAUGUUUCUUAAUGGAGUUCUGAAGGCAGCUGAGGCCUUUCUUCUUGGACUAAUGGCUUAUGACCGAUACCUAGCCAUCUGUAAGCCACUACACUAUUUCAUGAUUACAAACAACAGCCUGGUUUUCAAAGUAAUUAUUGGCUGUUGGGCCAUUGUCUUCAUCAUUAUUGUCAUUCCAAUGACACUAACUGUCAGGCUACCAUUUUGUGGGCCCAACAAGCUAGCCCAUGUCUUUUGCGAGCAUUCCACAGUGAUAAAGCUAGCUUGUGGUUAUGACAUCAUUGGCAUCUAUGUUGGCAUUAGCGUAGGUCUCUGUAUCGUAUUAGGCCCCUUAUCUUAUAUCGUUUAUUCUUACGUAAGGAUUCUAAAGUCAGUUUUCAAAAUUGAGAGCUCCCAUGGUCGACUAAAAGCCCUCUCCACCUGCAGCUCUCACCUGCUGGUCAUUUGUCUUUUCUAUUUGGUUGGUGCAGGUGUCACCAUUACCAGUUCAGUUCCUGGAAGCUCUGCAGAUAUGCGGAUCACAGCGGCACUCCUCCAGAAUGUGAUACCACCUUUAAUUAACCCGAUCAUCUACUGUUUGAAGAACAAGGAGAUGCAUGCUCAUUUUGUAAAGAUGAUUAAAAUGAAAACACAGGCAAUGAACUGA
This is a messenger RNA of Erpetoichthys calabaricus (reedfish), 1151 nucleotides long. Its product is annotated as olfactory receptor 6N1-like. The transcript has a single exon. Gene Ontology annotation, cellular component: membrane. Lineage: Eukaryota; Metazoa; Chordata; Cladistia; Polypteriformes; Polypteridae. The coding region runs from base 132 to 1151 and encodes 339 amino acids. The record is from RefSeq and is a predicted model, not a curated record. Gene Ontology annotation, biological process: G protein-coupled receptor signaling pathway. Gene Ontology annotation, molecular function: G protein-coupled receptor activity; olfactory receptor activity.